AUGGCUGCAGUCGCGCCUGUGCACGGGAAUGAUCAGCACAAGGAGCUAGUGGCGGAGCUGCGCAAGAGCGUGCACGCGGCGCUGGUCAGCAAGGCCAAGGGCACGUCGACGGCUGCAUACAGCACCCUGGUGCGCGACCUGUCGCUCCUCAAGCGCCGCCUGGAGGCCGACCCUGGCGACUGCGAGGCCGAGUUCUCUCUGGCGCAGCUGCUGCGCGCCCUGACGGGCUGCGUGUCGUCGCUGCGGGAGCGGCGCCACGACGCACUGCUGGCGGAGGUCCUGGGGAUGCGCGUGUGGGCGCUGCCAAAGGGCGUGAGGGCGGUGCUGCUGGAGGCGCUGGUGAACCUCAUGGUGGCCAACGGCGCGUUCCUGCACAACUGCCUGCAGGCGCUGCUGGCAGGCCUGGUGCCGCCGCCGGCGCAGACUGCCGCGGCGGAGGACGAGGCGGGGUCUGAGUGGCUGCCGAGCGCGGAAGCUGUGGAGGUGCAGGGGCAGGUGCUGGAAGCAGUGGAGAAGGCCCUCCAGCUCAUCCCCACCCUGCCGUCCCAGCUGCUGCCCAUGCUCCUCCAGAACCUCCCCCACAAGAGCCGCCCCCGCGAGGCGCAGUGCCUCUACCUCCGCGCCGCGCUGCUGCUGGCGGAGCGCCCCGCGGGGGCGCCGCUGCGGGAGGGGCUGCUGCUGGGGGUGGUGGACCACCUGCUGGCCCUGGAUGUGGAGGUCAAGUGGGAGGACAUUGUGGACGCAAAGACGGAGGCGGUGUGA
Monoraphidium neglectum is the source of this 762-nucleotide messenger RNA. RefSeq lists its product as hypothetical. Gene Ontology annotation, molecular function: RNA polymerase I core binding; RNA polymerase I general transcription initiation factor activity. Gene Ontology annotation, biological process: transcription initiation at RNA polymerase I promoter. Lineage: Eukaryota; Viridiplantae; Chlorophyta; Chlorophyceae; Sphaeropleales; Selenastraceae. The transcript has 7 exons. The record is from RefSeq and is a predicted model, not a curated record. The coding region runs from base 1 to 762 and encodes 253 amino acids. Gene Ontology annotation, cellular component: nucleus.